Messenger RNA from Colius striatus (speckled mousebird), 744 nucleotides. Its product is annotated as DNA-(apurinic or apyrimidinic site) endonuclease-like. The transcript has 3 exons. Gene Ontology annotation, cellular component: nucleus. Bases 1 to 744 code for a protein of 247 amino acids. The record is from RefSeq and is a predicted model, not a curated record. Gene Ontology annotation, molecular function: double-stranded DNA 3'-5' DNA exonuclease activity; DNA-(apurinic or apyrimidinic site) endonuclease activity; phosphoric diester hydrolase activity. NCBI's taxonomy places the organism in Eukaryota, Metazoa, Chordata, Aves, Coliiformes, Coliidae. Gene Ontology annotation, biological process: base-excision repair.
AUGGGCUGGGACACUGCGACGAAUCGGUCUCUGGUUGGUGACCCCGAGCUGGACGCCAAGGGCUGCGUGCUGACGGCCGAGUUCCCUGCCCUGCGCGUCGUCUGCGUCUACGUGCCCAACUCCAGGCGAGGCCUGGGCCAACUGAGCUUCCGGCAGGCCUGGGACGAGCGCUUCCGCUCCUUCGUGUCCCAGCUGGACCGGUCCAAACCGGUUGCCAGUGACCCCGAGCUGGACGUCGAGGGCCGCGUGCUGAUGGCCGAGUUCCCUGCCCUGCGCGUCGUCUGCGUCUACGUGCCCAACUCUGGGCGAGGCCCGGGCCGCCUCAGCUUCUGGCAGGCCUGGGACGAGUGCUUCCACUCCUUUGUGUCCCAGCUGGACCGGUCCAAACCGGUCGCCAUCUGCGGCGACCUCAACGUCGCCCACCAGCCCUUGGACCUGAUGAACUCGUCGGGGAACAAGAGGAGCCCCGGGUUCACGCGGGAGGAGAGGGAGGCGUUUGGGGAGCUGCUGGGGGCGGGCUUCCUCGACAGCUUCCGGGUGUUUAACCCCUCGCUGCCCAACGCCUUCACCUUCUGGACCUACCUGAGUGGGGCCAGGGCCAGGAACGUGGGCUGGAGGCUGGAUUACUGCCUGUGGUCCCAGAGGGGCAGGAAGGAUCUGUGCGACAGCAGGAUCGAGAAGCGGGCCCAGGGCAGCGACCACUGUCCCAUGGGGAUCUACCUGGCGCUGGAGGGGGCAGGCUGA